Manis javanica (Malayan pangolin) is the source of this 5765-nucleotide messenger RNA. The record is from RefSeq and is a predicted model, not a curated record. NCBI's taxonomy places the organism in Eukaryota, Metazoa, Chordata, Mammalia, Pholidota, Manidae.
GGAACACAUUUCUGUUUGAGAGGCCAGUGAUUAUGCCUUGUCUUGUUUACCCAUGACCUCUGCUCUUCAUACAGUGUCCAGAACAGGAUAAAGCAAAUAUUUGCCAAAUGACUCAAUCAGUAUCCGUGGAAUAACUCACGAUGUUAAUAUAUUCAUUCAGUUGUAACAUCUUUAUAACUAUUACAGUUCAUUUUUAUAACUAUUAGUAUUACCCAAUUUGUCAUCUUAAAAACUUUACCCAUUGGAGCAAACAGGUGAAAGGUAAAUUCAUCCCUGUGGAUUUGUAUACAUUAAUUCAAACCCUCUAGUUUUGAAAAGUUUUUUCUUUUUGAAAUAUUAGAGUGUAUAUAGGCUGACAAUUAAGAUCUCAGUAUGUAAAUAUCCUCAGAUGUAUAUUCUUUGAUUUGUUUCCAUGUACAGUACACUUUUAGUAGAGUUUCAUAAAUCUUAAUUUAUGAUAAUUUGAAUUGGGUCAGUCAGAUUUGUGGUUACAUUACUGAGGAAAUAAGUAUGUGUGCCCAGAACAUGAAUGACAAAAUCAUUUCCCUUUUCAAAGUACACCUACAAUUUCAUGUGUUUUAGCAGGCAGAGCUUGGCAUUGCUCAAGUUCCAGUGCUUAUUAUGGUAGAUCUUAGAUGUCUAUUAGACUAGCGUGAGACACAAACAAAUGCCUUGGGCGAUAAAAAGCCCCCUUCAUCAAGAUGGCAGAGCUGGGAGGAUUUGGGGAGAAGCCCUGGCAGCAGAGCUGAGGGAGAGGCAGAGGUUCAAGAGGGGGCCCAUCUGAGGGCUCUUGCUGAGACUCACAAUGACAAAGUUUCUUACAAAGAAUGAUGUCUUGAGAGAGAACAUCCUGUUAAUAAGAUUCUGUACUCAUAUUUAAAAAAGUCUAAAUAUUUAAGGUUCUGCCUUUUACAUUGUUUUUAUUUUUUCUUGUCCCUCAAAAACAUGAUACUAUAUAAACACAGCCUUCUUUCAUUUGAGCUAAUUUUAUGGAGUUUCCUACACCUGCCCCCAUCAGAUUUUAGUCCUCGGAGAGGUUUUCAGCCCAUUGUUUCUGACAAGUUGGCGUAGUUUUCUUCUUAGGAAAUAUUUUAUUGCAAAUAUUUAGGCUGCCACCAUGGAAGAUACUUUUUUAUCAAAACAUAAAAUAAGUAAAAUAUAUAAUGAAGGACAUAAAAUUAAACACUUAUUAAAUCUUGUGCAACCCUUCAGUAUGUAAGAGUACUUGAUAUUAAGGGGUAGAAGAGGCAGAGAUUAGGGAAUGUGUACAUUUUCUGUGUUUAGCAUAGAGCCAAAGAAUAAAAAGAGAUCAUGGACUUUUAAAAUAAUUCCCUGACUCCUUCUUAAGGAUAAUUUUAAAGUUGUAGAGCUGGUUAUCCAGUUGCAUUUAGACAAGAGCAAUGACAUGCUAAUCCAGGCAUUCAGGUAGGUUACAAAUGAAUUUUCAACUGCUUUUCAGCAAUAGAAAAUAAUUUAAUUUAUAGUUUUAUUUAACUGAUUUGAAAGUUAAAGGAGCUUUCUGUUAUAAAUAAUGAAAAAGAUCUUUGUGGGAUAAAGGACACUGCUGUCACUAUACUUUUGGUAUUUGGAGCUAGUAUUUCAGGAAAACAUCAAAGUAAAUUAGUUAAUUACCCUUGUUUGGUCCCAGCUAUGCCAUAAGUAAAUUAGAAAUAAUUUGAUAUUUUGAUUAGCAGGAUAUUAGGAGAUAUAUGUGCUUUCUGAUCACAAAGUACCAACAAGUGUUUUUUCAGGCACUGAAUUGUUUGGAGGACAAGGACAAAUCUGCCCAUCGAUUGCAAAAAAAAACAACAAAGCAAACUCUUUUUGUUCAGAUUUGCCCUUGCAAGUAAAGAGCACAACCCUUUGUCUUGGAUAAUUUCUAGCAGAGUGGUUCCGAGAAUUUAUCAGACAGCCUCCUGACCCUUCAGCACCCUUACCACACUAUCUCCUUCAGAAACAGGGGCCUUUGGGAAACAGAUUUCUUCAAAGUACAGGUGUGCGGAGGGGGAAGAGGAGACCCAAAUGCACAAGCAAAGUUACAGUGAAACCCAGGCCCAUGCCGCGCUACCUAAGGUGGGCCAGCCAUGAGAGGCUACCUUGUGGCCAUAUUCCUGAGUGCCGUCUUCCUCUACUAUGUGCUGCACUGUAUACUAUGGGGAACAAAUGUCUAUUGGGUGCCACCUGUGGAAAUGAAACGAAAAAAUAAGAUCCAGACUUGUUUAUCAAAGCCAGCUUUUGCCUCACUCCUGAGGUUUCAUCAGUUUCACCCUUUUCUGUGUGCAGCUGAUUUUAAAAAGAUUGCUUCCUUGUAUGGUAGUGAUAAGUUUGAUUUGCCCUAUGGGAUAAAGACAUCAGCGGAGUAUUUUCGACUUACUCUUUCAAAACUGCAGAGUUGUGAUCUAUUUGAUGAGCUUGACAAUGUGCCGUGUAAAAAGUGUGUGGUGAUUGGUAAUGGAGGCGUCUUGAAGAAUAAGACAUUAGGAGAAAAAAUUGACUCCUAUGAUGUAAUAAUAAGAAUGAAUAAUGGUCCUGUUUUAGGACAUGAAGAGGAAGUUGGUAGAAGGACAACCUUCCGACUUUUUUAUCCAGAAUCUGUUUUUUCAGAUCCCAAUCACAAUGAUCCUAAUACUACGGCGAUUCUCAUUGCUUUUAAGCCACUUGAUUUAAAGUGGCUGUGGGAAUUGUUGACAGGUGGCAAAAUAAACACUAAUGGUUUUUGGAAGAAACCAGCCUUAAACCUGAUCUAUAAACCUUAUCAAAUCAGAAUAUUAGAUCCUUUCAUUAUCAGAACAGCAGCGUAUGAACUGCUUCAUUUCCCGAAAGUGUUUCCCAAAAAUCAGAAACCCAAACAUCCGACAACAGGAAUUAUCGCCAUUACGUUGGCAUUUCACAUAUGUCAUGAAGUUCACCUUGCUGGAUUUAAAUACAACUUUUCUGACCUCAAGAGCCCUUUGCACUACUAUGGAAAUGCCACCAUGUCUUUGAUGAAUAAGAAUGCAUACCACAAUGUGACUGCAGAACAGCUCUUUUUGAAGGACAUUAUAGAAAAAAAAUUUGUGAUCAACUUGACUCAAGAUUGACCCUCCCAACUCAGAAGAUGCUGCUGUUUUAUUUUUAUAUGGCAAUUUUUAGUUUAUUUUUAAUGUUGGGUGAAUGCAUCAAAAAAUUAUGUAUAUUAUGUCUGUUGUUGGCUGGUGAUUCAUAACCACCAGCUUGAAUUCUGUGAAUAUAUUUAAUUUAUGAAAACCAAGAUAAGAUCUAUCAGGGAAAUGUUUUGGUUGCAUUGUUUUUAAAAUAAGCCUGUUUUCUGAGGUGUUUUUAAAACUUUUUUUUUUUUUGAGAGGGUAUCUCUCAUAUUUAUUGAUCAAAUGGUUGUUAACAACAAUAAAAUUCUGUAUAGGGGAGUUAAUGCUCAAUGCACAAUCAUUAAUCCACCCCAAGCCUAGUUACUACAUCUUAGGCUUUUGAAGAGAUGUGACUUCCUAAUGAGGGGAUUUAGUUUACUGCAACAAAUUUUGAAUAUGACAUUUUAGAGGUGUUAUUUGUCUACUGUAAAUCAGUGGCAUGUGGUUGUGCUCUGUGUGGCCAUCUGGAACCACUUCAGGUCUCUAAUAGCAUGACUGCUUGGUUCCUUUUAGCUCUGAGGAACUUGAUUUGAAUCUUAAACUGGCCCUGAAUACAGCAGUAUGGAUGUUUACAGUAAGCUAAGAUCUUGCUGGUUUAAUUUUUUUCCUGCCAUUAAGUAAACCAUGAAUAUGAUUUCGUAGAAUGAAGAUAGUGUUUUAUAUUAAAUUGAAGGAAAGAGGCUAAAUAUAAAAUUCUGGAUGAGUGAAUAACCAAAGAAUAUAAUUACUAAAGUCUUGUGACUGCAUUAUUUUAAUAGUUUAUAAAACAAAGCAGCAGAGCUGGCAAGCUCAAGGAGAUAAUUCUUAAACAUUAUUUUUUACUUGGUUUGUUAAAUUCUGAAAGCUUAUUUGAAUUAGGAAAAAGAAGAAGAUGACAAGUAAGUAAACCCUUAAGACUCAAGCUGUUUUUGGAUUUAUGUGGUAUUUUCAUGAAAAAUCUCACUUGUCCACAUGAUGAAAAUUGCAUCUUCAAAUGGAAGGCUUACCUUGGUAUGCCAGAAAAGGAUCCUGUGAGAUGCAACAAGGCCAAGCCAGUCCAACAAAUGUGGUGAGCUAUUUUAAUAUAACUGAAGGCUUUGGGGAGGGAGGGAGAUGAGGGGUGAAGGAGAAAAGAACAGAAGUCUGAAGAAGGAUGGAAUUAAAAGCCCUGAAGAGAGGGAUGAGUUGAAAGAACUUAUCUUCUGAACAGUACUUAUCAUUGGGAGACACUGAUGAUGUCACUGAUCACCAGCCUGCCUCUCUAAAAGGGGUGUAGAAAGCAUGAAAGAUUACAGUAGAAACAGGAAUAAAUGAAAUACUUAAAAGCAGUCUAUGAGGCGGAAAUUAGCAGUUGCUUUGACCUAGAUCUGAACAUUUGCGAUGGAGUGUGUUCUGCAGGUCCAAUGCUCGUUUGCACAGAACCACAAUUUGAUCCUUCUCGUAACUUUUGGGUGGAGAAGGCAGGAACGAGGCAGGUCCCUCAUACCACACAGCUGCAGGGUGGCUGAAAUUCAGCUUGACAGAAAGUAGUUCAGGGUUCAAAAAGGAUGGUGCUGCCUACAGAAAAAGGCAAUCAAAACUCAAUGGUGGCAUUUUCAAAUGUAAGCACUGUAAUAUUGGCCAAAAUAUUUCUGACUGACAUUAAAAUUGAGGAAUCUGGCAUUUUUGUAUAAGAGAAAAGGCUACAAACCUCAACGUGAUUUUAUUUAAGCCAAAAAAAACUAAGCAAGACACAUAUAUACAAUUUAUUAUGAACACAUUAAAAUUUUACUAUUUAUACCCUAAAUUCUAGCAACAUAUACAAAUACUGAGUGACUACAGUACAUGCCGAGGUAAGAAAAUUACAUUCUAGGAGAAUAACACUGACACUUAAGCCAUUUUGUUUCCACCUGUCCCAGUGCCAAAAAAGAGGAGAUGAAGAAGAAACUAGCCACAAGUUGGAUUAAAUGAGAAUUGGUGCCACAGCUGACCUGUAAAGUAUUUUAAUAACCAUCCAACUCUUUAGAUUUUACAGUUUAGGGACUUCAAGUUCAGAACCUUUGAAAGGCAUAACUUAGCUGAUUUCUCCUAAGGUUUGAAAAGCUUUCCUGUCCCAUACAAUCUAUUCUCUCUAACUGUAUCAUCUGACAUGGUGUUGCUAUGGCCCUCUUGCUCCUAAGUGACACUGUGGAGCCAAGAAGUUCAAGCUUUAACUCUUUCCAGAGUUAUGGCCACAUUCAUAGUUAGAUGAGCUCAUUUUCUGCUCCCUCCUGAGGGAGAGGGCAAGUACAUACAUCAUGUCAUAGUUUCAAUUCCUGUAUAAAUUUUCUACUCGAACCAUUUCAUCAGCGAAUAAACCCAUUGUUCAAUGCAAAGUGCAAAUAGUGAAACAUGGACGUAAAUAGCUGGAUUAAACCCUGUACAUAUGAUACGAUUUCUUUAGAUUUACAGCUUUUAAUAAAAUAUAAAUCAGCAUUCACAAUAUCUUUUAACUGUGCUGGUUCCUAAGAUCAAGUAACAGUAGCAUUAGUGUAAUUUUAUGAAACCUGUAGGGGCCACACUUGCUGUACCACUGUCUGAUUCUAUUUUUAUAACUGUAGUAACAUGAAAAAAUUUAAUCUAAUAAACUACAGUGACUUUAGCAAAGAAUAAAAAUUCAAGGCAAUUUUGUAAAAAAAAAAA